AUGGUUUUCUCCUCCAUCCAAGCUUAUCUUGAUUCAUCCAACUGGCAACAAGGUCCUCCGAGCAAUUAUAAUCAGGGCGGGGCAGGAACCUCAGGAAACGGGGGUCAUGGUCUUCGUCCUCAGCUCCAGCCACAACCGCAGACACAGUCUAAUGGGAGCGGAGGAGGAGGCGGCGGCUCAAUCCGAGCAGGAUCUAUGGUUGACAGAGCAAGGCAAGCAAACGUAGCCCUGCCCGAAGCGGCACUGAAAUGUCCAAGAUGCGAAUCCACCAACACCAAGUUCUGCUACUUCAACAACUACAGCCUCACUCAGCCACGGCACUUCUGCAAAACAUGCCGGAGAUACUGGACACGUGGCGGUGCUCUCCGCAACGUCCCCGUCGGCGGCGGCUGCCGGAGAAAUAGGCGUACGAAAAGCAGCAGCAACAAUAACAGCACCGCCACUAGCAACAACACAAGCUUCUCCUCCGCUGCCUCAGGGAAUGCAUCCACCAUCAGCGCGAUUCUCUCCUCAAACUAUGGAGGAAAUCAAGAGAGUAUCUUAAGCCAGAUUUUAUCUCCGGUGAGGCUAAUGAAUCCAAACUACAAUCAUCAUCUCGGAGAUCUCACUGAUAAUACAAAAACAGACAAUAGCAUGAGCUUGUUGAACUAUGGAGGAUUGAAUCAAGACUUGAGGUCAAUCCACAUGGGAAACUCCGGUGGUUCGCUUAUGAGCUGUAUUGAUGAGUGGAGAUCGGCGUCUCAUCAUCAGCAGCCGACUUUGGGAGGUGGAAACUUGGAGGAUACGGCUAAUCCAAAUGCAUCCACAAAUGGGUUUUACCCUUUUGAGUCGCAGAGGAUAACGUCAGCGUCGAUCUCUUCUGCUUUGGCGUCGCAGUUUUCUUCGGUUAAAGUUGAAGAUAAUCCUUACAAAUGGGUUAAUGUCAAUGGUAAUUGCUCUUCCUGGACUGAUCUUUCUACUUUCGGCUCUUCUCGUUGA
Messenger RNA from Microthlaspi erraticum, 978 nucleotides. Lineage: Eukaryota; Viridiplantae; Streptophyta; Magnoliopsida; Brassicales; Brassicaceae. The record is from the annotation of a GenBank genome assembly.